Messenger RNA from Cladophialophora immunda, 1285 nucleotides. RefSeq lists its product as uncharacterized. The transcript has a single exon. The coding region runs from base 14 to 1054 and encodes 346 amino acids. Lineage: Eukaryota; Fungi; Ascomycota; Eurotiomycetes; Chaetothyriales; Herpotrichiellaceae. The record is from RefSeq and is a predicted model, not a curated record.
CUUAUCCAAUACCAUGGGUCCACGGAGAAGAGGAAAGCGAGUAUCGCUGGAUCGACUGUCAGCAAUCACCUUCGAUGACAGAGCAAGCGUCGACAGCAAGGAGCUAGCCACCCAGACAUUCUUCGGAAAGAAGCAAGAUGCCCUCGCCCCCGUCCCCUCGCAUGUCGCAUCUCAUACAUCUUCUGUCACAUGGAAAAGCCAAGCCAUCAAGGACAAGGAGGAGUAUGAACGAGUCAAACAGCGGGUCCGCCAUUUUGCGCCAGAGCAUUUCAAGGCCAAUGCCAGAUCGGAUCCAGGAGUCUCAGCAAUCUUUCCGCAGAAUGUCGGCGAGUGGAUGACGCACAAGAAAGAGAUGCUUGCGUUGGCCGAGGCCGAGCAACAGAAGAACUGCGAAAUGCUCAAGGAUCAGAUCGAAGCUCGCCAAAAGAUCCCCAAGUCCCAGCGCAAAAUCAAAUCCGUCUUUGGCGAGGAUGGCAAGAUCUUCAACGACGGGCUCAGCCCAGUACUGGGGUUCCCUACCAUCUGGUCAGCUGAGUACAUCGGACAAGUAGCCAAGUGGCCGAGCAAUGGGGAGCUGCAAUGGAAUGGCGACAGUCGGCAGAACCUCCUCGCAAAGACAAAGUGCGGCCGCUUUCUCCCUCCUCCUCGUGCUCCCGCCAACCCGUUGGCCCCAUUCCAAGAGCAGCCCUUUUUGAGGCAGUUGCCCCUUGACGAAGCUGGACCUAUCUUCUGCAUGGGACCCCGACCGGACGAUAUCUACGUCAACAAUGCUGACAUGGAUAGCGAUCCGCAGUUCGAGGUACUUGGCAACUUCUUCUUGGGUACAGAGCUGAUGCAGGAAGUUGGCCAAUGGAGGCCCCCUCUGGUGCCAGAAUGGCGACAGGAGCAGUUCAGGAUGGGAGAAGGAGCAAUGAUGUUCUACGAAGGAGAUGCGUUGGUCGGAACACCCGCGAUGGGCAGUGAGAUGUGGUUCGACGAGAGCAUGCAAGCUGAGAUGUGGUAUGAUGAAAGCAUGGAGCCAGAUACGUGGCAGGAAUACCCUGUGUGGUGGUGAAGGACAUUGGAUUGACUGGGCGUUUUGCUUGGAGGAGGUUCAGGAUGGUUGGCCGUCUGCAAACAAAUGCAUACGGUGAUUGUUGGUUGUUAUAAGGAACUGCUUCAGGGGAAUGCGGCUUGGUUCUUUUUCUCCUUCAGCAGGAGGCAUGGGUUUGAUUGUUUACAGGUUUCCCCACACAAGGACGCUGAACAGGAUCAGUGACGACUAUCACGACGACAUGAAUUGACG